AUGAAGGAGUCCGAGCAACCCAAGGAGAACCCCCUGACCUGGGAUCUGGACCAGCCCUGGACCUCCUUCCUCCAACCUGCUGCACGCCUGUGCCUCGACACCUUGGAUUUCUCAGACCUCUGGGAUGAGGAAGACAGCACAGAGGACGAGGGAACCACUUCCACGAAUGAGUCAUCAACAUUCCUCCAAGCCCCUCCGCUCCACUGGAGGGAAAUGCAGACUUUGGCCCCCCUUCCGAGGAUGACCCGCUUCGGGACUCAGACCAUUUGGGCCGGACUUGAACCGGUGGAUCUGGACACAAACCGGCUGGAGUUCCUGUUUGAGUCGAAGGGCAGCAGCACCUGCUUCAAGAUGGCCUCUGGGCGGCAGAAGCAGCCGUCAGUGUCGGUGCUGGGGAUGAAGCGAAGCAACAUCAUAACCAUCGCACUGAGCAGCCUCCCGCCCCCCCGCCUCCUCCCCCCUGCCAUCUACAGCAUGGACAGCAGCGUGCUGGACAGAGAGGACGUCCAGCGGCUUCAAGCGUUGAUCCCAACGGAGGAGGAGCUUACUCUGGUCAGGGACGCCAAGGCCCAGAACCCCCACUGUCCUCUGGCCCAGGCCGAGCUCUGCCUCCUCACUUUGGGGGAGAUCUCUCACCUGAGCUCCAGGCUUCAGCUGUGGGCCUUCGCUCUGGACUACGACUCCUUAGAGAGGGAGAUUGCUGAGCCUCUCUUCCAUCUGAAGCUGGCGAUGGAGCAGCUGGCAGGAAGCCAGACCUUCAGGUGUAUUCUGGCUACGGUGUUAGCGAUCGGAAACGUUCUGAACGGAUGUAAGGCUCGUGGGUUUGAGCUGAGUUACCUGAGCAAGUUGUCCCAGGUGAGGGACACACACUCCCGCCAGCCGCUGCUGCACCAUGUGUGUGUGCUGCUGCUGCAGCUCUACCCACAAUCCUCCGAUCUCUACUCCGACACCAGCGCUGUCACCAAAGCUGGGAAGUGCGAUUUCUCCCUGGUCCAGUCCAACCUCUCUCAGCUGGAGGCCAUGUGCAAAGCAUCAUGGGAGCAGCUGAAGGUGCUGGACAAGGCAGAGGAAAAGAGUUCCCUCCGUCAACAGCUGCCGAAGAUGUUGAAAGAGUGCGAGGAGAAGCUGAAGGUCCUGAGAGCUGUGCACCGCCGGGUCAUCAACAGGUUCCACUCUUUCCUCUUGUUCCUGGGCUACUCCCGAGCGAUGGUGAGAGACACCAAAGCCGAGGACUUCUGUAAGACCAUCAGUAACUUCUCCCUGGAGUUCCGGUCCACACGGCAGGGCCUCCUGCUGCAGAGGGAGAGGGAGCGGGAGCGGGAGCGGCCGAGGAGCGGCGCCGAAAACCAAAGCCCCAGAACUCCUGGAGGUCGGCGCAGAGGUCAACCAGAGCCCACACAGGUUCCUCAUUCUAAAACGAUCUCCAUCCACGAGUGCUUUAGUGUGCUCUCCUCCUGGUUCUUUCUCCUGGAAGUCCAAGUGCUGAUGGAGCUGACGUCACUGAGUCACUGGAACUGGCAGGCGCGUCUGCCAAUCAGCGAGGCGUAUAUCCGCAAAGGCGGCGUGUCGAGCGUCCAAUCAGAGGCCGGGAUGCGUCAGGGGGCGGGACUGUUGUGA
Messenger RNA from Limanda limanda (common dab), 1617 nucleotides. Its product is annotated as FH1/FH2 domain-containing protein 1. The transcript has 11 exons. Gene Ontology annotation, biological process: actin filament network formation; cortical actin cytoskeleton organization. NCBI's taxonomy places the organism in Eukaryota, Metazoa, Chordata, Actinopteri, Pleuronectiformes, Pleuronectidae. Gene Ontology annotation, molecular function: actin filament binding. The record is from RefSeq and is a predicted model, not a curated record. Bases 1 to 1617 code for a protein of 538 amino acids. Gene Ontology annotation, cellular component: cytoskeleton; cytoplasm.